Molecule: messenger RNA, 1750 nt
Organism: Suillus bovinus
Lineage: Eukaryota; Fungi; Basidiomycota; Agaricomycetes; Boletales; Suillaceae
Product: phosphatase 2C-domain-containing protein
Exons: 6
Coding region: 324-1523 (399 amino acids)
Biological process (GO): protein dephosphorylation
Molecular function (GO): protein serine/threonine phosphatase activity; cation binding
Source: RefSeq, a predicted model, not a curated record
GAAAUACCUACAGUUCAUGUUAGAUCUUUUCCCCCACUGUCAAUGAUCUGUUCGAUAAUCUACCCGUCUGAGCUGCGAAGGUAGUAUACCGUUCAUCAGUAGCAAGUCAUCGUGCAUCAUAGCUCACGUGAGCUCGAGGUGGAUCAUCGCGGCGCUUAUUGGAGUCCCUCAAGACAGCAGCUGUCCUAGUUCUCCUCUUCACUUGUUAAAUUAUCAUAAAAAUUUCAAGUAUCAGCCAUCGAUACCGACGACGGAGCUGAGCUGAGACAUCGCUUCCUGGUCGCCUUAAUAACAUCUUUCAACUAACGCGCAGCACGAACUCCAUGAACCUCCGUUUCACAGACUCCCCAAAUGCGCGCUCAAAAUCAAUUACGACCGCCGAUGGCAUCGACACCUUUGGUAUCUUGAAUCAACACUCUACAGGAAACGGUGCCUACCAAGUCGGCAUAUCAGAGGACGUGGGUACACGACGAUAUAUGGAAGAUGCACAUUCCUUCGUCGUCGACUAUGCUGGUGUGCGAGGACAGGGUUUCUUCGCCAUUUUUGACGGUCACGCAGGAAAACACGCAGCUGAGUGGUGUGGCGCGCAUUUUCAUGAGUACCUCCUCGAUGCGCUCCGCACUUCAUCCAGUGCAACUAUUCCGGACGUUCUAAACGAGACAUUCCACAACGUUGACAAACGCAUUUCUCGCCUCAGUGAAGAAUCAGAUGGCAAGAUCCACUCAGGAUGCACAGUCGUGACCGCCUUUCUUCGCAUUGAGGAUGCAGAUGGGCAGCAAUCAUUCCUCCCCGUACCUCCACUUUCCCCACCCUCCCCUACCGACAGCGGGAGCCGAAGUGGUAGCGAGUCUCCAACCGAACCUACGGAAGAAUCCAAGGAGACAGGCAAGAAGGCAAAGAGCAAGUCCCCUGCAUCGGCUUCCCGUUUCGCCAGGGCGCUAAAAUCCCUGAGCGGCUCUUCGCCAAACUCACCCUCUCCGCCCUCCGCAUUCUCUGCUGCACGCAGCCAGACCUCUCCACCUUCUGUGCAAACACACACCACUCCAAUCAAUGCACCACUCAACUCGCGGCGCGUACUAUAUACUGCCAACGCUGGUGAUGCUCGCGGAGUACUUUGCCGCGCGGGCCGGGCAGUGCGCCUCACCUAUGAUCACAAGGGAAGCGAUAAGCAGGAGGCGAAACGUAUUACUGAUGCUGGUGGAUUCGUUAUGAGUGGGCGCGUGAACGGUGUUUUGGCGGUAACUCGCAGUCUUGGAGACAGCAGCAUGAAGGAGUAUGUCGUUGGGAGCCCGUACACGACUGAAACCGAGCUAGGAUGCGACGACGAGUUUCUGAUCCUUGCGUGUGAUGGGCUUUGGGAUAUUACAGGCGAUCAGGGGGCGAUCGACCUUGUGCGGCAUAUCUCGGAUGCACAAACAGCCGCAGAAACGCUCGUGAAGCAUGCCCUUGAACGACAAACAAAUGAUAAUGUCACUGUUCUCGUGGUGCGAUUUAAAGCGUUCAAAUCCACAGAGUCCAUGUGACUCGCUUAAGUAUGGAGAUGUUGAUUUGCUGCUUGGGAGGGGGGCAAAUGAGGGGUGUUAUUUUUUUGCGGUGGCCGACGUCUUGCAGUUGUUUUAGUUGGUUCUUGUAAUCGCUUCAUUUCGCGCACGAGCAUUUCGUUUACCUUGUCUGCACCCGUACUCUACUAAUAUCCGUUCAAUGUAGAUUUGAUGUGUCAGAGCUGAUCGAUAUCCGACCGAUUUUCACU